AUGCGCCACAUUUAUGUUGUUGUUUGUGGCGGUAAGAUGGCGGCGCUCGGAGACACCUCAGCUCCGGGGGUGAACGGGUUAAUACAACAAUUCACAGCAAUAACAGGAGCCACAGAGAGUGUAGGGAAACAUAUGUUGGAAGCAUGCAACAACAACCUGGAGAUGGCAGUGACAAUGUUUCUGGAUGGAGGUGGGAUAGCAGAGGAGCCCAGCACCAGCUCCAGUUCAGCAGCUUCAAGCAGCAGAGCUCCACCUUCAGAUGAAGUACGAGCGCCCAUUCCACAGAAGCAGGACAUACUGGUGGAACCAGAACCACUGUUUGGAGUGCCAAAGCGAAGAAGACCUGCUCGAUCAAUAUUUGAUGGUUUCCGAGACUUCCAAACAGAAACAAUCCGCCAGGAACAGGAGCUGCGUAACGGUGGCACAGUGGAUAAGAAACUGAGCACCCUGGCAGACCUUUUCCGUCCUCCCAUUGAGCUCAUGCACAAAGGCAGCUUUGAGACAGCGAAAGACUGUGGACAACUGGAGAACAAGUGGCUAAUGAUCAACAUUCAAAAUGUUCAGGACUUUGCCUGCCAGUGCCUGAACAGAGACGUUUGGAGUAAUGAUGCUGUGAAGACCAUCAUCAGAGAACACUUCAUAUUCUGGCAGGUAUAUCACGAUAGCGAAGAGGGACAAAGAUACAUCCAGUUUUAUAAGCUGAACAAGUUUCCCUACAUUUCCAUCCUCGACCCCCGCACAGGUCAAAAAAUGGUGGAGUGGAACCAACUGGAUGUGGCAUCGUUCCUGGAGCAGGCGACCGGGUUCCUGGCAGAACACGGGCAGCUCGACGGGCCAUCCUGCCACGCACCCCCUGCCAAACGAGCUCGCUCUGAGAGUCUGAUCGAUGCCAGCGAAGACAGUCAGCUGGAGGCCGCAAUCCGAGCCUCCCUACAGGAGACCCACUACGAGUCCUCAAAUGUCCCUGAAGCCCCCGAUUCCCCCCGAUCAGAUGACGAAUCAGAUGCAGAGCCUUUCUCUGACAGCGAGGGUCCCAUCUCUGUUGAUGGCUCAGACAGUGAAACUCCAGUACCCCACGAAGAGAAAAGUUCUACCAGCAAACACACCCCGGUCCCUUUAGCCACUGUGGCACAGCAGCGUCUACAUCCCGAUAGUUCAACUUCUUCCCACAGAAAGUCUCCGUACAAAGAAAACAACCACAGUCACAAGAAAGAGGAGAGCAAAAAGAAUCACCUGGAGCCCUCAGCUGCUGGUCCACGUCAUCCUCAACCAGACCCGGAUUCUGGCGGCAACCACUGUUCCUCAGCAGCAGAUAGCGCUGGACCAUCAAAGACCAGCACCACCAACCCCCUUGACCUGGACUGUCCUGAUGACAACGGACCCAAAGCCAGGUUGAUGCUCCGUUACCCUGACGGACAGAGGGAGCAAAUUUCCUUGUCUUCUAAAGCAAAACUUUUGGCUCUGGUAAGACAUGUCCAGUCAAAGGGUUACCCUAACGAACGCUUUGAACUCGUCACCAACUUUCCCAGAAGGAAGCUUGCCCACUUGGACUAUGACAUCACACUGCAGGAGGCGGGGCUUUGUCCACAGGAGACUGUAUUUGUGCAGGAGAGGAACUAGCCUUUUCCACAGACACACUCACUUUGCUUUUCUGUAUCUCUCUGGUAGACCUCACCCUUUCACCAAUGAUCUGGGGCGAUGUUACUGGCCUUGAUUCCAUAACCUUCUGUUCUCCUGGAAUUAGGCCCCCUUUUUUUUUUUUUUUUUGCCAAGACAACUCUUAGUGGAUGGACUACUUUCCCUGCCACACUACUAGUCUGAAUACUGACGUCUCUACUGACAGCCUAAUCCCUUUGUAGUGCUCUACCAUUGGCCAGUAAGGUGUUGCAGACGCCAGGAAUUUUUAAAUGUGAUAUAUUCUUUACUGAUUCAGGCUUCAGAUUGAUCUGAUCAUUGAGCCACAUCGGGAUAGAAUAUAUAUAAUAUACAGCUCAUAUUCAAAUAAAAAACACCCAAAUAAUGCAUCGCAAAUUGACAGUGAGGCACCAGGGACUUGUACAAAAUGACCUUUACCUCCCAGAAAGGAUGUUAAAUGUCAGAGUUUAUUUUCUAGCUCUCCUUGUUAUUUUCUGUACCUGGGGACAGGUAAAGGGAGGCUCAUUUUUGUUUAUUUUGACCCAAAUUUGGUCCCUCACUCAGUCAUUGUAUGAACAGUUGUAAUUAUUUGGAAAGGCAAGGGCACUAAGAGAAAAGGUCUGCAAAUUACAACUCAAGAAAAUGUGUCAGAUAUUGGUGACACACUUGUGUAGAUCAAAGAGAGGAUUUGGGUUGAUCUACACAUUUUUACUCAAGUUUCUAUUAGAGACUAGUAGAUUGUUUUUGGAUUUCAACUUUUGAUACAGAAGGGAGUGAAUGAAGGGUGGUACAUCUCAUCAGUCGGACCUACACUGUACAGAGAUGGCAUAGAGAGACUGAUAUUUAGCUGUAGUCAUUGUUUCUUUUCUUUUUUUUAUAUGCUGCCAAGAAAAUAUGCUGAUGUUGAAAUAUAACCACCAAAACCAA
Toxotes jaculatrix (banded archerfish) is the source of this 2562-nucleotide messenger RNA. It is a transcript of the gene ubxn7, whose product is annotated as UBX domain protein 7. Gene Ontology annotation, biological process: proteasome-mediated ubiquitin-dependent protein catabolic process. Lineage: Eukaryota; Metazoa; Chordata; Actinopteri; Toxotidae. Gene Ontology annotation, cellular component: nucleus. The record is from RefSeq and is a predicted model, not a curated record. Gene Ontology annotation, molecular function: ubiquitin binding. The coding region runs from base 1 to 1620 and encodes 539 amino acids. The transcript is spliced from 11 exons.